Molecule: messenger RNA, 6761 nt
Organism: Corvus hawaiiensis (hawaiian crow)
Lineage: Eukaryota; Metazoa; Chordata; Aves; Passeriformes; Corvidae
Gene: PASD1
Product: PAS domain containing repressor 1
Exons: 22
Coding region: 333-2846 (837 amino acids)
Biological process (GO): circadian regulation of gene expression; regulation of transcription by RNA polymerase II
Cellular component (GO): nucleus; cytoplasm; CLOCK-BMAL transcription complex
Molecular function (GO): RNA polymerase II cis-regulatory region sequence-specific DNA binding; protein dimerization activity; DNA-binding transcription factor activity, RNA polymerase II-specific
Source: RefSeq, a predicted model, not a curated record
GGGUAUUACCACUGUAAUUAAUAGGACUUGUAUAACAGUACCUAAUUAAAGUCUGAUCAUAUAGUGUAAAUUUAACUUGAUUAUUGUUAGCCUCAGUGAACUCUGCAGGAGAUUAAUCCUGGUGAUUCACUCAGCACAGAGAGCAACAGCAGCAGCUCUGCGGAGGACCAAAAUAUUAGCGAACAGCAAUGCUCUGUGCCCCCAAACCCUGCAAGGAUUAAUUUUUCUCCAUCUCUAUUUACAUGGUGAUAAGAAGUGCUAAUCCCACUCUGUCAGUCUGGACUGAUGAAUCUGAGGAAUAGAACAGAGCCCUGUGUUGUGUAAACGAACUGAUGGAUGAAGAUGAGAAGGACAGGGCAAAGAGGGCAUCACGCAACAAAUCUGAGAAGAAGAGGAGAGACCAGUUCAAUGUCCUCAUUAAAGAGCUUUGCACGAUGCUGCAGGGCCACGGCCACCCUCUCAAGAUGGACAAGUCUACAAUACUGCAGAGGACCAUCGACUUCCUACAGAAACAGAAAGAAAUCACAGCACAGACAGAAGCCUGUGAGAUUAGACAAGACUGGAAGCCUUCAUUUCUUAGCAACGAGGAGUUCACCCAGUUGAUGUUAGAGGCACUAGAUGGCUUUCUCAUUGCUCUUACCACUGAUGGGAUUAUUAUUUAUGUAUCUGAUAGUGUUUCGUCUCUGCUAGGACACUUACCGUCAGAUUUGGUGGACCAAAAUAUAUUAAACUUUCUGCCUGAGCGGGAGCAGAGUGAAGUGUACAAGCUCCUUUCUCCACAUGUGCUCAUGACAGAUCCUGUUGCAGCUGAUUUUCUAAAUGCGGAAAAACAAAUAGAGUUUUGUUGCCAUUUAGCAAGAGGCAGCUUAGAUCCAAAUGAACCCCUGAUGUAUGAAUAUGUGAAAUUUGUAGUGGAUUUUAAAUAUUUUACUCAUGUGCCUACACCCUCCUGUAAUGGCUUUGAGUCAGCUAUUGCACGAGCUUUCAGGUCAGCCACGGAGGAGCAGAUUUGCCUGGUAGCGACUGUUCGUCUCGUCACACCACAGUUCUUAAAGGAGCUCUGCAACAUUGAAGAGCCAUGUGAAGAAUUCACAUCGAGGCAUAGUUUAGAAUGGAAGUUUUUAUUCUUGGACCACAGGGCUCCACCUAUUAUAGGAUAUUUACCCUUUGAGGUUUUGGGAACGUCAGGGUAUGAUUACUACCACGCAGAUGACCUGGAGCUUCUUGCUAGGUGCCAUGAACACUUGAUGCAGUUUGGAAAAGGAAAGUCCUGUUACUAUCGGUUCCUGACCAAAGGGCAGCAGUGGAUAUGGCUGCAGACCCACUACUACAUCACCUACCACCAGUGGAACUCCAAGCCCGAGUUCAUCGUUUGCACUCACCUGGUAGUUAGUUAUGCAGAAGUUCGGGCUGAGAGAAGGCGAGAUCUUCGCCUCGAAGAGUCAUCAAUUGAACUGGCAUCCUCUUCUCUAAAGAGCCACAGCAGCUACCUGGACGUGGGGCAGUGCGGCAGCAGCCAGGACGCCAGCCGGGAGGGAGUGUCACUGUCAUCGCACAGCUCCCGGCACUCCUCGCACACCGCCCUCUCCGACUCCACCUCCACGUCAUCCAUGCGGCGCACGGACACCAGCACCCCCACCCAGCCGGCCGUGCCGGGGGCUCCGGCCGAGAAGGCGGCCCUGCGGCUGGCAGCAGUCAGGAGCGCUCAGGCCAUAGCCACUCCUCAAGCCCCUGGUGAACACCUCCCUCAGAACCCUGUGGCUCAGCUGGCAGUGCCCUCCCAGCACCCUGUGAUGCCAGUGUACCAUUUCCCCACCCAGCUGGGGAUGAUGCACCAGCUGAAGGAGCAGCUGGAGGAGAGGACUCGCAUACUGCAAGCUGACAUCAAGACACAGCAAGAGGAGCUCCACGUCAUCAAGGAGCAGCUCCAGCUCGUGCAGGACUCCAACCUGCAGAUGCUGAUGCAGCAGCCAAUCCCCGUCGUCUUUAACAAUGUGCAGCAGCCGAGCCCCCGGAGGCCGCCGCCGCAGGGGACACCCAGGCAGACCACGGCCAAGAAGUCACAGCAGCCAGGCCUCAUGGGGACGAAGCACUACUGCAGCACCCACCUGCUGUCACCACGCCCGUUCCUCAGGGACCCCUGUGGCACAGCCCCCCAGGUACAGCAGCAGCAGCAGCAGCAGCAGCAGCACCCAAUGAGAGGAAGCCAAGGGCAGCAAAUGUGUGUGCCAGGGCAGGCGAGCAUUUCAGUGCCCCUCUACAACAACCCCAUGGUGUUCUCCCAGACACACCCCAUCGCUGUGGCUGCGCAGGUGCCAACUGACAGCAGUGAGAGGCAACCACCAGCUGACUACAGCCAGGACAGGAGCCUCAGGAUGCUGUUGGAUCAGUCCAUCCAAGCCAUGAUGCCUGCAGCCAACAGCAGUGGCCAGCCUGUGCAGAGCAGUGCCAGCAGGCAGCAAGGAAAAUUCGUUGCAGAGCAGCAGACCCUGCCUCCCCCAGCGCAGGUGCAGCCAGUCACCUGCAGCGCCGUCCGACCUCCAGCCCCGCCACCCAUCUUCUCCCCAUCUCUGAUGAUCCCACACACCAGCUUCACAUCCCACCAGGCCAGCACACCAGUUCAUCUCCACCAGUGGCCACAGCAGCAGGUUCAGCAGCACCGCCUCUACCUUCAGAUGCAAGGUCCUGAGCUGGUGCCUGGGGCUCCGACGCAGCGCAUUUUCCAGCCACCCCACACCCCACAGCAGAACCCCUUGAGCUACUUCCUCCACCCGCAGCAGCAGAGCCACCACACGCAGGGCCAGCCCUGCAACCUGCCCGACCUGCCUGAGAUGCAGCUGCCCUGAAGGUCGGUUCUGGGAGACAAGGACCACACGGCUGCAGCUGCUGCGCGCGGGCGCACGCAGGAGAGCACGAUGCCGUCAGAGCACGGCACGGGAGAGGUCAGGCUCCGUGGGGAGGUGGUGGCCAGAGGGAUGAUCCCUGACAGGGAUGCAUGGCUGCAAGGGCCUUGUUUGCUGGGAUUCCCCUGCAGCAGUCCGUGAUGCUGUUCCGGCAGCAGGGUGUGCCCUGGCCCAGCACCGUGGUGCCACUGGAAGCGGUGGCUUUCUGGCUGCAGGGAGGGGAGGUAUCAGGUCGCUGUGAAGCUCAGUUUGCAAUGGAAAAAACCCUUUUCCAUUCAGGACUUCAAUGCUGAAAGUCACUGUGAAUUUAAGCCCAGCAUUUGGAGCACAUAGACUGUACCAGUCCGCAGGACACCAUUGGAUUACCGUGUACAUAACUUGUUUUGCUGUAGUAGGUCCAUUGUGGAUUCUUUUUCCUUUUUCUAUACCUCAGUCCCGCAUAUUUUUGUUUUCCAGGAGAUUGGAUAAUGCUGCUAAUUUACAUAACACCACUUUUGCCUGAAUUUCUUACUGUUGUUAUACCAGCUCACAUCGCAGCUAGUACAAUAUUUGUCAUGUUUUGGUUUUGGUUAACAAGUGAAGAUAAAUUUGUAUGGUUUUUACUCCCUGUAGCCAAAUAUUUUUCAGGUUACAGACAAAGAAUCUUUACUCCUUUUUUUUUUGUUUGUUUCAAGUGAUGUAGUUGUAUAUGUUUCUAUACAUAAAAACAAACAAACCUGCAUAGAACAGCAUAUGACAGCAAACUUUGUGGUUUUGCUAGGUCAUGUUUCAAUUUGGCAAACCCAAAAUGUAUAAUCACAACGCACGCGAUGUUACAAGCCCAUAGGGUCAGCAAUAAAUUGUAUUUUUGUAAAUUGUCACUUUUUAACUGUAUGUUUAUAUUUAUGAAUUGAAAAACCAGUUUAUUCCUCAGUGGGUGUAUAGUUAAGUGUCCCUACUGUUUGUGUCUUUCCAAAGGAAAAAUUAAAAAGUACAUUUUUGAAGUGUUAGUAGCUGAGUACUAACUUUGGGCAUUGUUAGAGCCCAAACAUAGAUGGGUUUGGCCAUUACUGUAAACUUUGCAGGGCAGUGGUUAGUUAGGACCAGGUCCAUCUAGCAGUAAAGCUCCAGCUGGCAGACAGAGCAAGGUUUAGAGAGGAGUUAGUUCCUAAUGUUUAGUUCCUAGCAUCUGUUGAAACCAAGCAAAGAAUGCUUGGUUUUGCCUUUUUUUUUUUUUUUUAAUGGGGUUUUCUUUUUGUGUGUGUUUCCUUCUUUUCCUUCUGCAAGCCACUUUCUUGGCCCUUCGCAGCACUGCAGCAGCUGGUGUUACUGGUGUUGUUGGCACAAGCAGCUCCAAGCAGCCCUGUGUUUCAAGAGAAGGGCGCAGUGGGGCUCGUCCAGCCCUGGUACACCAGGGGCUGUUUCCCAGCAGUUCUUCCUGGGGAAGGGGAUGGGGUUUUGCUGUGCCACGUUGCCUGGGGAGUGGUGGUGGGAGGACAGGCUGCUGGAGCUGGGCUCAGCCAGGAGCUUUUGGGGCUGGUGCAGGGCCCCAGGGUGCUUUGGUGUUUUGAACAAAAGCUGUGCCAGUCCCUGGCUUUCCAUGUGUCCCCUCCCUUGGCAAAAGCAUCUGCACGGGUCAGCUUUGACUGGGACACUGAGUGCACAGCUCUCAGGGGUGCAAGACAUGAUGGAUUGUGGGUUGCAGAGCUGGCCACAUGCAGCAUUUUGGGGAGUGUUCUGGGCCAUAGGAUGGAGGCAGUGAGGUGCCCGACAGCCUGGGGUCCGGUAUCGGGGCUCAUGCCUUGUCAGCACAGUCCCUGGCUGGGCCCCAGCCCACACAGCACAUGCAGCCCCUGGGUGCUGGGCAACCGAGCAGCUGCUCUUGGACACAGUUGGAGCCAGCCCCUCCAUUUCAAACCAUCACAAGAAAUCGUGGCUGCAGCAGAACCAUGGGCUGGGGCCACCUCACUGCUGGUAGUGGGAUGUGGAGCACCUGCCUUUGUGGGGCAGUCUGGAGCUGAAAUAGUAACACCUGGGGCUUUCCUACUCUGCAGGUUUGCGCUGCAGUAAGGGCCAGCAUAGAGCCUUCAGGGUAGGAACCUUGUGUUUUUAAAGCCCUAUUAGUGUUAGGGUCUCCCUCUCCCCAUUCUAAGGCAGUGGGGUGGCUCAUGAGGGUGCAGUAGGUGGGGGUUGUAUUUUUGGGAUUGUUGUUUGUGGGGGUUGUUGUUCGUGGGGUUUUUUCCACCAUAGCCUUGGCACAUAAUGUUGAAGGGGAGGCAAACACAUAUAUUUGUGUUAGGGCUCCGGCACUGUGCAGUUUGUGGCUCAGGGUGGCUGGCUGAAGGGAAAGGCUGUGCAUUUCCCUGGCUUCCCCAUUAAACCUGCAUCACCCCAGCACAUCCCCAUGGCUUGUCUGCAGUGCCCCAUCACCACACAUGAGCCCAGACAUGGCAGGUGGCAAUCAAAUGGAUCUCAGAGGUGGUAGUGGUUGGGGUCGGGGGCUUGGGGGUGUAUUUUUUUAACAGGGCGUGGUAGGGAGGUAGCUGAGGCAGAGCAGUUUUCUGGCAUUGCUGUGGCUUUGGCAGUGAGUCCAAAAAAAAAUAGGGGUGGGAAGGGGUUCCGGGGGAGGUGGGAGGCAAUGGGUGCGCCAGAUGGGGCUGGGCCCUGGGCACGGCCCUGCUGAUGGCAGCACUGGGCUGCAGGGACAGAGGGCUGGGGGCACAGCCCCUGCUCACAGCUCCCAGCAAGGAGCACAGGAGCUUGGUGAGGAUGUUUACAUGUUAGAUCAGCCUUGCUAAAACCAGACACCUAAAAAUGCACUUUAUCAUGUGCCCCCCCCUUAUCUCAGAGCACCCCCAGCCGCUGGCCUCGCUGCUGGUGGACGGGGGCUGCACAGUCCCAGGCACUGCCUCAGGGGCAGGGCCUUGUUUUCUUGACAUGCUCCAAAGGACAAAAUCCCACCGUCCCUUUCUGGGGCUUGCUUGGUCUUUGCUCAGUCUGUCUCCAGCCAAGGGGGAGGCUGAGUCAGGGCCAGGAGGGUUUUGCCUUAUAUUGUCCCUGACGCUCAAAAAAAUAGAUGGAUAAAAAAUCUCUUUAUUCAGGUUGAUUUGUAUUUGUUUACCUCGGUGUUAGCUAUGACCUGUGUUUUUAUGACUCAUUUGGAAUUGAGGGUUGCUGGUGGGUUUGGUUCACACCCCCCCAGCCGCUUACAAGAAAACACAAGUGUGACUUGUUGGUGACAAGCAGAGGGCAGGGACGUGACCGAUGGCAGCAGGGUUGGCCUCCAGUGUCAGUGUUGACCUAUCAGUCAUAAAUGUUCUGAGGUUCUCUCAUACACAAUUACCUAUAUACUAUAAGUCUAUAUAUAGAUGUACGUAUUUUUAAUAUACAUUUAUAUGUAUGGAGAUGUAUAUCUAUAUAUAAAUAUAUGUAGGCCACACAAUUCCAGACCUCUGAAAACACAGGCAGCUUUAAUUAAUAAAGUCUUGCACUUUUAGCGUAUUUGUACAUAUAAGCUAAAGCCUGGUGGGUAUAAUCAGGCUGAUUUGACAAACACAAUGAGAAGUUACUGUAUAUAUUGUAUAGUCCAUGCAAGAAAAAAAAAGAAAAGAAAAAGUCAAGAAUUGAGUAUAAAUCUUGGUUUAUUUUAUAUGAUGUUGAAUAUAAAUACAUUUAUAAAUGUUACUAUUCUUAAAAGUAUUUUGUAAUGGGAAAAAGUAAGUGUCUUAUGAAGAUGAACAGUAAAGAUUUUAUUCUUGUUUUGAAUCUAUGUCCCUGCACAGCUCCAUUGAAUGGGAGCCCGUGCAUUUUGACAAGCUUUAAACAGAUUGUACAUAGUAUUUAAAAAAAAAUAAGAAGAAAUAAAAUAAUACUCUUACA